Meriones unguiculatus (Mongolian gerbil) is the source of this 1745-nucleotide messenger RNA. It is a transcript of the gene Hspbap1, whose product is annotated as HSPB1 associated protein 1. Gene Ontology annotation, molecular function: 2-oxoglutarate-dependent dioxygenase activity. The transcript has 9 exons. Bases 343 to 1689 code for a protein of 448 amino acids. The record is from RefSeq and is a predicted model, not a curated record. NCBI's taxonomy places the organism in Eukaryota, Metazoa, Chordata, Mammalia, Rodentia, Muridae.
GCGGAGGCGGAGGCUCCUUCCUGUGUGGAGACGGCCGAUUCCGGCGGUCCCUCUGCUCCCGCGCCGCCUCCUUCCUCGGCGCGGUCACCAUGGCAGCAGACGGCCGGGGGGACGCUCUGGGGAACUGCGCGAGGAUAGCUGUUGGCGAGGGAGGGUCCUAAAGUUCUGGACACUCCACAGUCACUGGAAGUCAACCUGAGACAGUGACUCUGAUGCCAGUGAAGAUUAAAGGCACACACUCUUCUCGGAGUAUGCAAAAGUGGAAGCAAGCUUUCUUAGGAAAAAUUGCUGAAAAGUGAACGUGCCAAACCUUUUACGCCAGAGAAAGCAAAAGAAAUUAUAAUGUCUCUACAGCAGCCUGCAGUCUUCUAUAACAUGGUUUUUGAUUGGCCUGCACGACACUGGACAGUGACACACCUUUCUGAGGUCUUGCAGGGCAAGCAGAUACGAUUCAGAAUGGGCCGGAGAAGCACAGACACGGUUCCUCAGUAUGAAACCGCUUGUAGUUACGUGGAUGCUACACUUGAGGAGUUUCUGACCUGGAACUGUGACCAGCCUUGUGUCUCUGGACCAUUUAAAGAUUACGAUCAUUCUAAAUUCUGGGCUUAUGCUGACUAUAAAUAUUUUGUCACUCUAUUUGAAGACAACACAGAUGUUUUCCAGGAGGUGAUGUGGUCUGACUUUGGGUUUCCUGGAAGAAAUGGCCAGGAAAGUACACUGUGGAUCGGUUCCCUGGGAGCCCAUACUCCCUGCCAUCUGGAUUCCUAUGGCUGCAACUUAGUAUUCCAGGUACAAGGAAGGAAAACAUGGCAUCUCUUUCCUCCUGAAGAUACGCCUUUCCUUUAUCCAACCAGAAUUCCUUACGAAGAGUCUAGUGUGUUCAGUAAAAUCAAUGUUGUCAACCCUGAUUUAAAGCGCUUCCCUCAGUUCCAGAAAGCCCGAAGACAUAUGGUCACGCUGAGCCCAGGACAGGUUCUGUUUGUUCCCAGACACUGGUGGCAUUACGUGGAGUCUGUUGAUCCUGCCACCGUCAGUAUAAACUCCUGGAUUGAGCUGGAAGAAGACCACCUCACCCGGGUGGAGGAGGCAAUCACCCGCAUGCUUGUGUGUGCACUGAAGAAUGCAGAGGACCCGAGUCACCCUGCAGCCUGGCUGAACCCCACUGAGGUGGAGGAAACAUCUCAUGAAGUCAAUUGCUGCUACCUAAAUGGUGCUGUUUGUGCUUUUUUUGAUCAUUGUGAAAGAGCUAAUAAGGAAGUAGACGUGCAAGCACUGAGAGCAAACGGAGAGAGCGGGAGAAAGGAAGAACCCAGUGCUCAAGAGCCCAUGGACAUGGAACAAGCGCACAGGCACAGCUCCGUGGUGGAGACCCAGAAACAGGAGGCAGCGGGUCUGUUUAGCCCCGAUCUGGUCCCGGUGACACCAACAUGUGAAGGGAAAGGAUGCACACUCGAAGGGGACAGCAAAGACUUUAUCAAGAGAGACGGAGAACACGUGGCAGAACUGCCCUGUUCCAAGAGGCAGAAAACCAGUAAAAGAGCAAGUGCAGUGGCGGAACAGGCGACCUCAAAGCGUCCUGUGGCGCCUUCUCGAAUGUUUGUGUCCACGGAUGACUUGCUGGACUGCUUGGUGAAUCCACAAGUAACCAGGAUGGUGGCCCAGCUUUUGAUACAAGGAAAAAGCUUGUGAUCCUAAUAGAUUAUUUUUUAGUAACUUUUUAAAAUAUAUUUUUAGAAAUAAUGUGA